Acanthopagrus latus (yellowfin seabream) is the source of this 3586-nucleotide messenger RNA. RefSeq names its product pbx/knotted 1 homeobox 1.1 (gene pknox1.1). The record is from RefSeq and is a predicted model, not a curated record. The coding region runs from base 618 to 1973 and encodes 451 amino acids. The transcript has 11 exons. Gene Ontology annotation, molecular function: RNA polymerase II cis-regulatory region sequence-specific DNA binding; DNA-binding transcription factor activity, RNA polymerase II-specific. Gene Ontology annotation, biological process: regulation of transcription by RNA polymerase II; angiogenesis. NCBI's taxonomy places the organism in Eukaryota, Metazoa, Chordata, Actinopteri, Spariformes, Sparidae.
CUUAUUACCACUGCAGUCGAAUUAGUGAACACGACUGACGAGGAAUGCAUAUUCAUUUAAAAAUGUUAAUGGAAAAGCGGCCGCUGCUGUCUUGUUAUUCGGGCGAGCGGCUCGCUUCGUAUCAAUCCGCACUGGGGUCUUUUUUUGUACCUGGCUAGCUUAGCUGGGUUAGCUUGUUUUUCUGGCACCGAUUCCCUUUUGCUAAAUAUGGCGCUUUGCAUUUUGGCUUGCACCAUACCAGCACGAGAAACACUUUAAAGUUAACAGUUAGCCAGCUUGCUAACGUUAGCUGUAGCUCGACCAACACGGUUUAACCUCAGAUCGGGUCCAGGAGCUAACGCGAGUGUAGCGUUAGCAUUACGAGCUAGCUAAAUACUGUGUGAAAUCAUGGCUAAUUCCAGACGAGCGUCUUUGUCCGCGAGUUAUACUAAUAUUAUCCCAGUUAGAGGAUAGUUAGCUGAUCCAAGCACCAAGGCUUCUUUAAACUUUUACGUCCUUUUGCCGCCACAAAUGUUACGAGGGGCUAACACGGGGCUAAAAGCUAAUUUCAUCGUGGUUGGCCACCUGUCCCUGUGCUCUAUAAUGCCCCAGUGUUUGCAGCAUCUGCAGUGAACGUGAUGGCAGCCCAGUCGGUUUCCAUAGACAAGUACCCAAAGGGAGAGCAGCAGAUGCAAGGUGUGGCGACGGUAGACAGCGAUUCGGAGCAGAAGUUUAUCGAGGGGACGUUGGCAGAGGCGCCCAGCCCGGCGCCCACAGAGCCGCAGACACCCAUGGACGUGGACAAAGCCUCCAUAUAUCGACAUCCCCUGUUCCCCCUCCUGGCCCUGCUGUUUGAGAAGUGUGAGCAGUCGACGCUGAGCUCCGACUGCAUCACCUCGGCCAGCUUCGACGUGGACAUCGAGAACUUUGUCCGCAGUCAGGAGAAGGAGGGAAAACCCUUCUUCAGCGAGGACCCUGAGCUCGACAACUUGAUGGUGAAAGCCAUCCAGGUGCUGCGGAUCCACCUGCUGGAGCUGGAGAAGGUGAGCGACCUGUGUAAGGACUUCUGCAGCCGCUACAUCGCCUGCCUCAAGACCAAGAUGAACAGCGAGACUCUGCUGAGUGGAGACCCGGGAAGCCCGUACUCCCCCGUAACGGGUCAGGUCCAGGGCUUCUCACCCACCAAGACUCAGACCACCAGCUCUAUCUCGGGGACCAUCAGUCCCCAGGGUCAAAUUGUGGUGCCUGCGUCAGCCCUGCAGCAAGGGAACGUUACCGUGACAGCCGUCAACCCCACCCAGGUGGUCGCAGGUAUGUCACCUUGGCAUACGACCGCUCCCUCAGGUGGCACGGUGUACCAGCCUGUUACAGUCGUCACUCCUCAGGGCCAGGUGGUAACACAGGCUCUGUCUCCCGGGACAAUACGCGUCCAAAACAAUCAGCUCCAGCUGCAGUUUCACCAGGACCUGAACCUCUUUAAUCACGACGACAACUCAACCAAGAACAAACGUGGCGUCCUCCCCAAACACGCCACCAAUGUCAUGCGCUCGUGGCUCUUCCAGCACAUCGGGCACCCGUAUCCCACAGAGGACGAGAAGAAACAGAUCGCCACUCAGACGAACCUGACGCUCCUGCAGGUCAACAACUGGUUUAUUAAUGCACGGAGGCGGAUCCUGCAGCCCAUGUUGGAUGCCAGCUCCUCCGAGACACCAAAAGCCAAGAAGAAGACGCCUCAGAACCGGCCACUGCAGCGCUUCUGGCCCGACUCCAUCGCUGCAGGGGGAGGAACUCACCAGCAAGUCACCAUGCCAGACGGUACCAUGGUGACCAUGAACGUGGAGGGUCUGCAGAGCCUGACGUCAGACGGCGCCACGCUGGCGGUGCAGCAGGUGAUGCUGGGAGGCCACAGCGAAGACGAGUCGGGGGACAGCGUGGACGAGGACGACGACGACAUGGCCGGGCUGGGCCUGGACAACAGCGACUCAUUGCAGUAGACGACACACUCCCUCACACUCUGAUCUACACACACAAAACACAACACACACACGACAAGUCCUAGCACACACACACACACACACACACACACACACAUUAGGUUUACAUAGAGCACAAAGCUACAGGAUGUGACGGUCCUGCACUCUUCCAACCCUCCACCCUGCUGAACGGCGGUUUAUGCUGCGUGUGUGUACAUCAGGAGUUUCAUUUCAGAAACCGUUUUAUAAUUAUUUAGUUGACGUAUGCGAGUGCACUUUUUUGUAUAUUUAAGCUCAAAAAGAUUAAAUCAAACAAACGGAAGAAAAAAAGAAGUGUUAAAACACCCGAAGCAAGUUUGUAAGCUCCGUUACUAAAUGUUGACUGAUUCUUUUUAUUUCGUCCCGUCCCCGGCUGAACUCUCAUUUUGGAUGCCAACACUUUAAAGUUGUAUCUGUAAGAGUUUGUCUUCACUUUUUGCAUGCUUGUGUUUUGAGUAGAUGUGCGCACUCUUACGACCGACUCCACGGCUCGUCGCAGAGCCCGAGUGGAGAGAAUGAAAAAAAAAAAAAGAGGAGAGAUGCUUAUUUUUAUAUACAAACAUAUGAAAGUAGUGUUUUUGUUUCAUUUUUGUGUUCUCCUGUUUUGUAAGGAAUAUUUAUGUACAGAUUCAUAAUUAAAGCUAGUGACCCUGUUUUCCAGGGUUCUUUGAAGUUUUCUAAAAAACAGAAAAAGAAAUUGAAUGCUGAAGAAAAUUGCUAUUUAAAUUGGUUUUAAACUUACGAUACUAACAAGGCCUUACGUGUUUUUCUUUUCUAAAGAAUUCUUGCCAAGAAGCACAAAAACAAAGUGUGACCCUCGGUGAAAUUGGUCAAAAAGACACUAAAGUGCAGAACGCUUGUGCAGUUCUGCGAAGCAUCGUUAAUAAUUUUACUUCAUCCGUGAGAGAUCUCUCGCUGCAGCGCUCCGAUUUUUUAAGUACAGCCUCAUUGUGUAUACCAUCCAUCUUUUAAUCAUUUUACAGUAGUAGCGUAGGCGUCACUUUCUCAAAUGCACAAUCCAGAACACUAUGCUGAUCACACAAUCACAAAGGGUCCGACUGUGAGACCCCUGGAGCGGCAGCAUCCACAGUGACACGAACUCCAACAUCAUCAUCGUCAUCAUCAUCAUCAUCAUCAUCAAAACGAAGAAGAAGCAGCAGUGGACUUUUUGCACGCAUUAAACUUUUAUUUAUGUACACGCGACGGCGCUGAAACAAAGAGGAAGUUGGACUCCUUGUUGUUGCCGAAGCGCUGCGGCCUCUGUCGGUCCCCCCGCCACUACAAACUGAUGUAGUGAAAGAUUUGACAGCUCGUUAUCAAUAUGUUGAUAUUACUGCACAAAUUUGGGGUGCCUCUCGUUUGAGUAUCUGUAAUAUUGUACUGUACAACAGUUGUCUGUCAAUAGUUGCAGUAAUCUGGUUUCUAUCCCUCUUGUAAAGACUUGAAAUGCAGCCUGAAGAGGAGGGGGUGUAGUGACGGUGAGCUCUCGGGCCCUCACGUGCGUCUGUCUUGCUUUUUAUGAAGCGUUCUUCACUUUUCUCUCGUCUGUUUUGCCUUAGAGCUUUCUAUUUUGGAAUAAACGAUGCCUAACUCUC